Molecule: messenger RNA, 7588 nt
Organism: Coregonus sp. 'balchen'
Lineage: Eukaryota; Metazoa; Chordata; Actinopteri; Salmoniformes; Salmonidae
Source: the annotation of a GenBank genome assembly
AUGGUGAGCAUAGGUUAGGUUACUAUGGUGAGCAUAGGUUAGGUUGCUAUGGUGAGCAUAGGUUAGGUUACUAUGGUGAGCAUAGGUUAGGUUACUAUGGUGAGCAUAAGUUAGGUUUCUAUGGUGAGCAUAGGUUAGGUUACUAUGGUGAGCAUAGGUUAGGCUACUAUGGUGAGCAUAGGUUAAGUUACUAUGGUGAGCAUAGGUUAGGUUACUAUGGUGAGCAUAGGUUAGGUUACUAUGGUGAGCAUAGGCUAGGUUACUAUGGUGAGCAUAGGUUAGGUUACUAUGGUGAGCAUAGGUUAGGUUACUAUGGUGAGCAUAGGUUAGGUUACUAUGGUGAGCAUAGGUUAGGUUACUAUGGUGAGCAUAGGCUAGGUUACUAUGGUGAGCAUAGGUUAGGUUACUAUGGUGAGCAUAGGUUAGGUUACUAUGGUGAGCAUAGGUUAGGUUACUAUGGUGAGCAUAGGUUAGGUUACUAUGGUGAGCAUAGGUUAGGUUACUAUGGUGAGUAUAGGUUAGGUUACUAUGGUGAACAUAGGUUAGGUUACUAUGGUGAACAUAGGUUAGGUUACUAUGGUGAGCAUAAGUUAGGUUACUAUGGUGAGCAUAAGUUAGGUUACUAUGGUGAUCAUAGGUUAGGUUACUAUGUGAGCAUAGGUUAGGUUACUAUGGUGAGCAUAGGUCAGGUUACUAUGGUGAACAUAGGUUAGGUUACUAUGGUGAACAUAGGUUAGGUUACUAUGGUGAGCAUAGGUUAGUCUACUAUGGUGGUCAUAGGUUAGGUUACUAUGGUGAGCAUAGGUUAGGCUACUAUGGUGAGCAUAGGUUAGGUUACUAUGGUGAGCAUAGGUUAGGUUACUAUGGUGAGCAUAGGUUAGGUUACUAUGGUGAUCAUAGGUUAGGUUACUAUGGUGAGCAUAGGUUAGGUUACUAUGGUGAGCAUAGGUUAGGUUACUAUGUUGAGCAUAGGUCAGGUUACUAUGGUGGUCAUAGGUUAGGUUACUAUGGUGAGCAUAAGUUAGGUUACUAUGGUGAGCAUAAGUUAGUCUACUAUGGUGAGCAUAGGUUCGGUUACUAUGGUGAGCAUAGGUUAGGCUACGAUGGUGAGCAUAGGGUAGGUUACUAUGGUGAGCAUAGGAUAGUCUACUAUGGUGAGCAUCGGUUAGGUUACUAUGGUGAGCAUAGGUCAGGUUACUAUGGUGAGCAUAGGUUAGGUUACUAUGGUGAGCAUAGGUUAGGUUACUAUGGUGAGCAUAGGUUAGGCUACUAUGGUGAGCAUAGGUUAGUCUACUAUGGUGAGCAUAGGUUAGGUUACUAUGGUGAGCAUAGGUUAGGUUACUAUGGUGAUCAUAGGUUAGGUUACUAUGGUGAUCAUAGGUUAGGUUACUAUGGUGAGCAUAGGUUAGGUUACUAUGGUGAUCAUAGGUUAGGUUAUUAUGGUGAGCAUAGGUUAGGUUACUAUGGUGAGCAUAGGUUAGGCUACUAUGGUGAGCAUAGGUUAGGUUACUAUGGUGAUCAUAGGUUAGGUUAUUAUGGUGAGCAUAGGUUAGGUUACUAUGGUGAGCAUAGGUUAGGUUACUAUGUUGAGCAUAGGUUAGGCUACUAUGGUGAGCAUAGGUUAGGUUACUAUGUUGAGCAUAGUGUCACGCCCUGGCUCUGGGGACUCUGUUAUGUUAAGCCAGGGUGUUUAGAGUCUAUGUUUUGUGUUUCUUUGUUCAGUAUCUAGUUCAUUGUGUUUCUAAGUUGGCCGGGGUGGUUCUCAAUCAGAGGCAACGAGAAUCACCUGUUGCUUGUUGUCUCUGAUUGGGAACAAUACUUAGGCAGCCGUUUGGGCAUUUGUGUUUGUGGGAUCUUGUUCCGUGUUGGUUUGUGUAUGUACCCAAGGACUUCACAUAUCGUUUUGUUGUUUUUGUUCGUGUGGUGAUAUAUAAAUAAAAGAUGUUCGCAUUCCACGCUGCGCAUUGGUCCACUCCCUUCAACGAUCGUGACACAUAGGUUAGGUUACUAUGGUGAGCAUAGGUUAGGUUACUAUGGUGAUCAUAGGUUAGGUUACUAUGGUGAGCAUAGGUUAGGUUACUAUGGUGAUAAUAGGUUAGGUUACUAUGGUGAGCAUAGGUUAGUCUACUAUGGUGAGCAUAGGUUAGGCUACUAUGGUGAUCAUCGGUUAGGUUACUAUGGUGAGCAUAGGUUAGGUUACUAUGGUGAGCAUAGGUUAGGCUACUAUGGUGAGCAUAGGUUAGGUUACUAUGGUGAGCAUAGGUUAUGUUACUAUGGUGAGCAUAGGUUAGUCUACUAUGGUGAGCAUAGGUUAGUCUACUAUGGUGAGCAUAGGUUAGGCUACUAUGGUGAGCAUUGGUUAGGUUACUAUGGUAAGCAUAGGUUAGGUUACUAUGGUGAUCAUAGGUUAGGUUACUAUGGUGAUCAUAGGUUAGGUUACUAUGGUGAGCAUAAGUUAUGUUACUAUGGUGAGCAUAGGUUAGGUUACUAAGGUGAGCAUAGGUUAGGUUACUAUGGUGAGCAUAGGUUAGGUUACUAUGGUGAGCAUAGGUUAGGUUAUUAAGGUGAGCAUAGGUUAGGUUACUAUGGUGAUCAUAGGUUAGGUUACUAUGGUGAGCAUAAGUUAUGUUACUAUGGUGAGCAUAGGUUAGGUUACUAUGGUGAGCAUAGGUUAGGUUACUAUGGUGAGCAUAGGUUAGGUUACUAUGGUGGUCAUAGGUUAGGUUACUAUGGUGAGCAUAGGUUAGGUUACUAUGGUGAGCAUAGGUUAGGCUACUAUGGUGAGCAUAGGUUAGGUUACUAUGGUGAGCUUAUGUUAAGUUACUAUGGUGAGCAUAGGUUAGUCUACUAUGGUGAGCAUAGGUUAGGUUACUAUGAUGAGCAUAGGUUAGGUUACUAUGGUGAGCAUAUUUUAGGUUACUAUGGUGAACAUAGGUUAGUCUACUAUGGUGAGCAUAGGUUAGGUUACUAUGGUGAGCAUAGGUUAGGUUACUAUGGUGAGCAUAGGUUAGUCUACUAUGGUGAGCAAAGGUUAGGUUACUAUGGUGAUUAUAAGUUAGUCUACUAUGGUGAGCAUAGGUUAGUAUACUAUGGUGAGCAUAGGUUAGUCUACUAUGGUGAGCAUAGGUUAGGUUACUAUGGUGAGCAUAGGUUAGUCUACUAUGGUGAGCAUAGGUUAGGUUACUAUGGUGAGCAUAUGUUAGUCUACUAUGGUGAGCAUAGGUUAGGCAGCUAUGGUGAGCAUUGGUUAGGCAGCUAUGGUGAACAUAGGUGAGGUUACUAUGGUGAGCAUAGGCUAGGUUACUAUGGUUAGCAUAGGUUAGUCUAUUAUGGUGAGCAUAGGUUAGGUUACUAUGGUGAGCAUAGGUUAGGUUACCAUGGUGAGUAUAGGUUAGUCUACUAUGGGGAGCAUAGGUAGAGCAUGGCGCUUGUAACGCCAGGGUAGUGGGUUCGAUCCCCGGGACCACCCAUACUUAAAAAUGUAUGCACACAUGACUGUAAGUCUCUUUGGAUAAAGCAUCUGCUAAAUGGCAUAUUAUUAUUAUUAUAUUUCUCCAUCUGAAAAUUUUCCCACUCCUAAAAGGUAGGCUAUAAAAAUAGCUCAAGAGAAAGUGCAAGUCUCUCCAACUCUGCUCUCUUCAAACUACAUCUAGCAUAUUGGCUGAUAUAGCGCAGUAAUACAAUGUAAGGGCCAUGUGAGAAUCUCUGGUAAUUUAACUUAUUUCUUAAGUAAUUUUUGCAUAUUUGAUAUUGCCUAUAGUGCGCAAAGUUGCCGGGACCAUGGCUGGCAGUGAGCUGCGUCACAUAGGUCUGAAAUAACAUUGCGGGACUGGGGUUGGGUUUGGACCAGUUCCUGAGGUAGCGGUUGGGUUUGGACCAGUUCCUGAGGUAGCGGUUGGGUUUGGACCAGUUCUUGAGGUAGCGGGUGGGAGUCGGACAGAAAGACAGCUGGUGCGGGCGGAGUGAAGAAAUGGGUCCCGCGCAGACCUCUACUGUGCACCAUGACAGUGAAGCCUGUAACGUUAGAGAUGUUUAUUACUGUGUCAGUGUGAAAAGUAGGGAAUUAGCCAGGGAAACUGACAGAUCAAUACCGUUACAUUGCCAUACUGACUAAUAAAACUCACAUUGCACAGAAAAAACGUCAGAAUAUCAAUCUUCAAUCAUUUGGCCGAUGGUUUCAUUAUUUGAUUUAGGUCUAGUGUGAUUGAGGCAAAAAGAAUAGCUAACAUUAGCCAACUUUUUUGCGAGCUCUCUAACGGUACAUCAACUGGUGAAAGCUAGCCAAGUUAAUUUACUUCUGAAACGGGACAAAACAAAGGCUAGAAAUAAUUUCCAUACAAACCAGAGCUGUUAGAUCGUAAUAAUAUCCACCUCAUAUCGCUAUCUGACAGAUAACUAGAGGCUAGAGCUGUGAUAGCUACUAGCUAGCGUAGCUUAUUCAUUCACCUCAGUCGAGAGGGGAUGAAACAUUAGCGUGACUGUACAUGUCAGUUACACUACUAGCUCAGCACUGCAAAUAAACACUAUUUUUUUCUGUUAAGUUAAACAGCAGUUACCUUGCCAGCUACAUCAGUCAACUAAAGAGUAGCCAGUUUAUGCUUUGUUUGCUUUUAAAACUUGGUGAAAGAGUGCAACACAUACACACUGAACUAUGCUGAACUCUCCCAUGCUGGUCCAGCCAGCCUUCCAGAAGCUUUGCGUUCACACAUCCUGUCAGCCCGCUCUGUGGUGUCCGCGUGGUCCUAAAUCCAGCCGGCUGAACACUCCAAACAGCCUACCCGACCGCUUGGAGGCGUCCGCAUGGUCCUAAAGCACACCAUUGCCUGUUUUUGUAUCACAUUCCAAUGAUAAAACUGGGGGGGACAAAAAUUUGAUUUCAGAAUGUGGGGGGGACAUGACCCCCCCCGUCCCCAGUGAAAGUUGCGCCCCUGAUAUGAACUGUAACUCAGUCAAAUAUUUUAAAUUGUUGCAUGUUGCGUUUCUAUUUUUGUUCAGUGUAUUUUAACAUGCUUACUGUUUACUUCAGCUUGUAACACCUUAUCAAAGAUAUGAACCUCUGGAGGAGCCCAGAUUGACUGAGUCUGACCCUCUGGAGGAGCUAGUCAAACAGGAACUGAUACCAUUGUAUGUAAAAUCAAAUGGUAUAUUUAUUAGCAUUUUCUUCAUGCUAUCAUUGUUACUGGGUAUAGUUGAACCUAUUUCCCCUUAUAGGAAUCUCACUCAUUAACACUUCUUCAAUCUCAGCUGUUUCCUACAGUGUACCUGUAUAACACGGUAGAGGAAGGAAUGAGACCCACUACCCCCAACUAUGGCAACGGAACCACUGAUUACUACGGCAGCGGCAAAUGGGACGAUGAGUACGAUGAUGAAGUCUGUUCCAAGACAGGCGUGGUCAGGUUCGGAGCCCUCGUCACACCCAUGGUCCUCUCCGUGGUCAUUGCACUAAGCCUUGUGGGUAACCUGCUGGUGUUGGUGGUUCUGGCCAGGUAGGACAGUCUGACGAUGAGAAAUAGAUCAUGAAUAUUUUCCUCAUUUUAACUUGGCUUGCUGCUCUAUUCAUGCAUCUUGUUCAGAGAGAGCGAGGUAACUAGUGACAGUCCAAGGAGGGUAGGACUAUUACUGUAGUCUUCAUCAGGGUUUCAGGGUAGGACUAUUACUGUAGUCUUCAUCAGGGUUUCAGGGUAGGACUAUUACUGUAGUCUUCAUCAAGGUUUCAUUGUAGGACUAUUACUGUAGUCUUCAUCAAGGUUUCAGGGUAGGACUAUUACUGUAGUCUUCAUCAGGGUUUCAGGGUAGGACUAUUACUGUAGUCUUCAUCAGGAUUUCAGGGUAGGACUAUUACUGUAGUCUUCAUCAGGGUUUCAGGGUAGGACUAUUACCGUAGUCUUCAUCAGGGUUUCAGGGUAGGACUAUUACUGUAGUCUUCAUCCGGGUUUCAGGGUAGGACUAUUACUGUAGUCUUCAUCAGGGUUUCAGGGUAGGACUAUUACUGUAGUCUUCAUCAGGGUUUCAGGGUAGGACUAUUACUGUAGUCUUCAUCAAGGUUUCAGUGUAGGACUAUUACUGUAGUCUUCAUCAAGGUUUCAGGGUAGGACUAUUACUGUAGUCUUCAUCAGGGUUUCAGGGUAGGACUAUUACUGUAGUCUUCAUCAGGGUUUCAUUGUAGGACUAUUACUGUAGUCUUCAUCAGGGUUUCAGGGUAGGACUAUUACUGUAGUCUUCAUCAAGGUUUCAGGGUAGGACUAUUACUGUAGUCUUCAUCAGGGUUUUGAAGUCGACUUCCAUUGUCCUCUAAGAGUUGUAUGUUCAUCUCAUCUUCAGUUCCUAUGUUCGUGCACCUUGGUUAGCUAGCGACAGUGUUGUGUGUUGUUUAAAACAGUGUUGCGUUGUGUUUAAAACAGUGUUGUAUUUAAAACAGUGUUGUGUUGUGUUUAAAACAGUGUUGUGUUUAAAACAGUGUUGUGUUGUGUUUAAAACAGUGUUGUGUUUAAAACAGUGUUGUGUGUUGUGUUUCAAACAGUGUUGUGUUUAAAACAGUGUUGUGUGUUGUGUUUCAAACAGUGCUGUGUGUCUCUGCUUCUCUCCCAGGUACGAGUGUCUUCGGUCACUGACGAAUGCGUUCAUGAUGAACCUGGCAUUGUCUGACCUGGUGUUCACCUGCGGCCUUCCCUUCUGGGUCUCUUAUCACCUGAUUGGUUGGAGCUACAGUGACCUCACCUGUAAGGCGGUCAGCUUCCUGUUCUAUGCUGGCUACUACAGCAGUGGCAUCUUCCUCAUCCUGAUGACGCUGCAUCGUUACCUGGCCGUGCUCCGCCCCCUAUCUCACCUGGUGUCAGGCCCCUCCCACUCUCAGGGCACCUGGAGCGCUGUGGUCUCAUUGGUUGUCUGGACCGUCAGUGUGUUAGCUGCUACGCCAGCUCUCAUCUUUACCAAGUUAAUCAUCACUGAUCCUGUGGACCCUAACAACCCUGAUUGGCCUAGUGACUCUAAAGCCCCUAGUGGUGGCCAGCGGUACUGUGAGGUUGCAGACGUCGGCUGGAGGCUGUGGGGGGUCUACCAGCAGAACAUCCUCUUCAUAGUGACAUUACUAGUGGUGUGUGUCUGUUACAGUCAGAUUCUAGUCCGACUCCUGAGGCCCAGGGUUAGGGUUAGGGUUAGGCGCCAGAGGAGUGGAGGAGACAGGAGGAGCCAGAGGACCGCCAGGCUGGUCUUGGGCCUGGUCCUGGUGUUCUUUGUGGGCUGGGCGCCGUACAACGUUGUCAUCUUCCUCAGGACGCUGGUGUAUAAGGGACAAGAUGGAGGCGGCGCUGGCAGUGCUGAGUCAUCCACACCACUAGGGGUCGAGUGUGGUGCCAGCAACAUGUUAGAGUACUCCUUCUAUGUGACCAGGCUGCUGGCGUUCUCCUACUGCUGUCUCAACCCUCUGUUCUACGUGUUCGUUGGGGUCAAGUUCCGGAACCACCUGAAGAGAAUGUUGAAGGGUUGUUGUCAUGGUGUUACCGUUGUCAAUAACAACAACAACAGCAGUGUUCUGUACAGGAGCAGCAGACUGACAUCACAGUCCAGUGGGGAGGAGUUCUCACUUUAA